This is a messenger RNA of Brenthis ino (lesser marbled fritillary), 2376 nucleotides long. NCBI's taxonomy places the organism in Eukaryota, Metazoa, Arthropoda, Insecta, Lepidoptera, Nymphalidae. The record is from the annotation of a GenBank genome assembly.
AUGAGUAAUGAAUAUGCUUGGCGUGCUAGUGCGGGGCUACUAGCACCUCAGCUCACCUGCCAAAGCUCGCCAGGUCCAGCGGCAUCAGCGCCACCCCUUCCACCACCAACUUCACCCCCUCGGAUUGUAUCCGCCCCUCAACCACCCCCUGAGCCUAUACCGCAACCAAUCGAAGAAGAUGGUGUGCGAUUACGUCGUGCGCACACCGUCGCAGUGCGAGAUUACCUGAAGAGGGAAACUCAAACCUUCUUUGGUGUCCAAAGAGACAAUGAGAGGGAACAAAGACGGCUGUGGCAUGAAAGGCGAAGAAGACAUGCGGCGCGAGCGCUCGGUGACCUUAGGCUCGACCUGCCGCCGGAUCACCAUCCUGAUGUCGACGAUAUUAGUAUGUAUGGAGCGUCUGGAGCGGCACCGAGAGAGGCGCGGGGGCAAACGCGCGAGCGGCCCGACGUACUGCCUGCGCCGGCGCCGCUCGAGCCGUCCACGCCGACACUCACCCGCCCUGGGAAAGACAGCGUGGCCCGGCUCACCCUUACUGGACUAUCCUAUGUUGUUACUGCCGUAACACGACGUUCUCGCCAGUCGACAUCUGCGCAAUGGUCCCGCUCGUUUCGAGGCAGUGCGAGCAGUCCCCACGACGAAGCAGAUGCCGACGAAGUUUUCUUCACCCCUCAAGCUUUGCCAUCACCAUUGAAUCAGCAACAUCAUGACGAAGGAGACACUCUUGAUGGAAGCAAAGGAGGUCGGUCACCACUUGGAUCGUCCAGCGUGGAGUACAGGAGGCCGGAGCGCAGCGUGCAGUGGGGCACAGGCGGCGUACGCAUUCGCACUCCUAUGCUCGAACCUUUGGCAGACAAUUCGAAUAGAAGGCAGUUUGGAAUGGGCGUGGUUGGAAGGUUUUUUAGGCGAUCUCUUCGAAAAUCAGUUACUCAUCAAGAAGAAGUGGCUCGACAGUUAGACGAGUUAACGGAUUACCGACCUUAUUUCACGUGGUGGGUGAGCACAGUGCAGACGAUGGUUUUGUUACUGUCGCUGCUUUGCUACGGCUUUGGACCAGUCGGGUUUGGAAGACAUACGCAUUCCGGGCAAGUUCUUGUGAAAAGUCUCAGCUUACAACAGGUGGAGUGGGAAGAACCGGCAUCAUUUUGGCUCGGGCCGCGGGCUGCUGAUCUCAUACAUUUAGGUGCUAAGUUUGCGCCUUGCAUGAGGCGGGACGCGAGGAUAGCGCGGGCGAUAGCGGCGUCUGCGAGAAGAGAGCGUGAUACAGCGUGUUGCAUACGAAACGAUGACUCGGGAUGUGUACAGUCUUCAAAAGCUGAUUGUUCGAUUAGAGGAUUAGUGUCAAAGAAUACAAUUUCAACAUGGAAAAAAUGGUCAUCAGGCGAGUCGGGUCCUGGAGGUCGAAUAUCAGGCUCUGUUUGUGGACUAGACCCGAAGUUUUGUGAAGCACCCCGAUCAAUAGCACCACACGAGUGGCCAGACGAUAUAACAAAAUGGCCAAUAUGUCGGAAGUCAGUACUAGACGGGUCGGCCGCAGCGGGUCGAGCAGGGCACGCAGCUGAGCACAUGGCCUGUGAAGUUAUAGGCCAUCCUUGCUGCAUCGGCGUGCACGGACAGUGCGUCAUAACUACCAGAGAGCAUUGUGACUUUGUUAAGGGAUACUUUCACGAAGAGGCGUCUUUGUGUUCACAAGUGUCCUGUCUUGAUGAUGUCUGCGGAAUGUUGCCUUUUAUGCGGAGACGUCGUCCGGACCAAUUGUACAGAGCUUGGACGUCACUAUUCGUGCAUGCAGGGUUACUUCAUCUGGCAGCCACGCUCGCCUUACAGUGGCUCUUUAUGAGGGAUCUAGAAAAAAUGGCUGGUCCUGUUAGAAUAGCUGUAGUUUAUUUGGGCAGUGGUAUUGCGGGUAAUAUGGCAUCUGCAAUAUUUGAGCCUUAUAGAGCAGAGGUUGGUCCGGCAGGAUCACAUUUUGGUCUAUUGGCGUGUCUAAUAGUAGAAGUUAUAGGAGCGUGGCCGCUGUUGAAGCACCCUCAACGAGCAUUACUCAAGCUAGUGGGGAUAGCAAUAGCCCUUUUCAUUUUAGGGCUCUUGCCUUGGAUUGACAAUUUCGCCCAUGUGUUCGGUUUCGUAUUUGGCUUUCUUCUCUCGUACGCGCUACUGCCGUUCAUAACAUUCGGGCCAUACGAGAGGCGGAGGAAAAUAGUGUUGGUGUGGGUGUGUCUUAUUUCGGCUGGUGCGAUGCUCUGUGCAUUGAUCGCGUUGUUCUACGCGGCACCGGCGUAUGAGUGUGCAGCGUGCGCGUACUUCACGUGUCUGCCUUUCGCACCAGACAUGUGUGCGUCGCAAGACGUGCGCGUGCGGCAGCUGGACGGCGUA